Molecule: messenger RNA, 2484 nt
Organism: Magallana angulata
Lineage: Eukaryota; Metazoa; Mollusca; Bivalvia; Ostreida; Ostreidae
Exons: 7
Coding region: 100-1956 (618 amino acids)
Source: RefSeq, a predicted model, not a curated record
CGAGACCUCUAUGAUUGAGGAAGCUAAGCAAUCUUGAUUUGUUGAAAAAAAAUAUCAUAGAAUAUACAUGUACUGGUCUGCGUACUCAAAAUAGAAAUCAUGAAAGCAAUUUUACCAAACCUUAUUAGCGAUGAAAUACCCCUACCCUCACCAAAAGAACAGAAUGAAAUCAGAAGGAUUUCAGAUCCUCCAAAAUGUAGGACAAUUCGGAAACCCAUUUCAGUUGAGACAGGUUCUAUACGUUAUUUAGGUUACAAAGCAGCAAAAUGUUUUCAACAUUUUCAUUAUAUAUACAAUCUUACGAGAAAUUGCAAAUCUCGCGUUGAAGAGUUUCAAAACAACAAUGACACCACAAAUACCAUGCCUAAAGGCGUAAUCAUUAAAAUAGGGAUUGUUGGAAAGUUUACUGAUGACAAUCUUAACCUUGUGUCAAAGUGUAAAGGUAAAAGAAAGCUGUCAGAAGACAAUCAGACUUGGCAAGCGAUCCCAUUUCUUUGUUUUCAGAAUGAUCUUAGCUUGGAAUUAGCACUCAAAAUGUUAUCUAAAGAAAGCGCUUGUCACAGGAUCCUUAUCAAAUCCGAUAUUGACUGUGAUGAAUUGGACAUAAAAGAUGAUCAUAUUAUUGUUCUGAAUCAAAACAAAGAACGAAUUCAAGAAAUCAUCACCACCUGUUUAGAGGUACCACUUCAUCAAAUGUUACAACGGUGGAAGGAAAGUCUAAAAACUAAAAGCUCAACUAGAGCUGUAUUAAAAUUGAUUGACGAAAUAGAGGAUAUCAGUAAACAAAUGGUGCUUGAAAAGCCAAAAGACCCAACUGUUGUCUCUGUUGAAACAAGUGUUGGUACAAACUACAUUGUUCCAGAUGAUGUAAAGAAUGAUUUGUUCGGAAUGCCAGAGGUAAUCUCGUUUGGAAUAUGGAGAAAUGCUACGUUCAAAGUUUUUGUCACAAAAGAUGCUGAUGAAAAUUAUCUGAAUGUACGCUUGAUGAAUAUAAACCAAUCUUUCUUUAAAAAAUAUCAUCUAGAAAUUGAAAAAAGCCGAUUUGUAGAGAAAUGGACAAUGAAGCAGGGUGAUCAUAUUUUGUCUAUCUUACCAAAUAAAGAAGCAAUAAACAGAGGAACACUAGGUGGUUUUGUUUCAAAAAAUGAUAAUGAGAAAAUGAUUUAUGCCUUGACCUGUGGUCAUUGCUUUGAGAGCACAAAUCAAUCUGCAUAUGUCGAUUUUUCUCAUAAGUAUCAAGAAGUUGGUAAGUGUGUAUUUACCACAAAGGAAAAAGCAUGUGAUGCUGCUGCUAUUGAGAUAAAAGAUUCAUUUAUAAACAAAUGCGAUGUGGCUUUCAGAAGAGAAGACAAAAAGAAAACCAAUGCAAAAGUAUAUACACAAAGCUUAGAAAACGUACACUUUGUGCAUAAAAUUGGUGCCGAAACUAGCGUAACAAACGGAACAAUUGUUAGUUCUGAGUACUAUGAUAAAGAAGUCAAUGCUGAAAAUAAAGAUUACGUGUUUCUGGUUGAAGGUACAAACGGUAAUUUUUCUAGCGAAGGCGAUAGUGGUUCGCUAGUAUUUGCCAGACCAAAGACUGGAACACAAACUUAUGUUAAUGUCUUGGGUAUAAUAUACGCCACUAAACACAAAAUAUCUGAUAAAGACACCGCAGAGACUGGAAGAUUAGGUUCGGACGAAUCUCAAAGCGAAGAAAAGGAAACAAAAAAUGAUCAUGUGACUGAUAAACCAAGAUCGAAAACGACAACAUCAAAUAAAGGUGUAGAAAACUCUUGUGCUGUACACGCAAACGAAGGUCAUAGCUUUACCUGUUGUUGCCGCAUCAGCACAGCACUUACACUCUUCGAAGAGAACCAGGGUGAAGGUUUUAAAGUAUCAUUUAAAGAUGAUUUGUCGUCUUCUUCAUCACAAUCGUCGAAUUCCGACGAUUCAAACGAAGAAGCUAUAGAAUGAUAUAUGCAAAGACUUUCAACAUUUUGGGUUGACUUUGAAUCAGGUUAAGAUGAUUUUUACAGAUUCUUUAAUAUUUUGAUACAGAACGAUAAACCCCUCUAGAAUGAAGAUGGAUAGCAAAUGCUCGUACAACAGGCAACACUGUUGUUUUGUACUCUGUUUUAUAGUACUUUUUCUUAAAUGUCUGUUUGUGUUUGUUAUAAUUGGAUAUUAACUAUUGUGUCGGGCGUAAGCUGUUUAAUCCGACUUAAGCUAAUUUAGAUACACAUGUAUCAUUACUUCCGAACAAUGACAGAGCAAACGGGACACACUGCUUCUUCGCUAGCUAAGAUUUAGCUGUUCUCUCAGAUCCUAAUAAGUCUUUGGCGGAUCAAUAUCGGUCAAUCAUUCAGUGUGGUAGUUAAAUGUAACUUUAAUCUUCAUGUAUUGAUUUAAUCGCAACAUCCAUAUUGUGUAAUAGUAAAUAUGAUGCGCUCAUAAGCUUAGAAAUACGUUGGGUCUAUAAAAAGAAACAAAGAUGCGAACUUU